AUGCUCCUUGGAGUUAGUCUAAGACAGUGUUUUAACGAGGAGUGCUUCAACAAUAAGGGGGAAACAGUGAUCACAACAGAGAAAUUGUAUAUGCACUCUGCCAGAAAAUACUGUGAAAAGUGUGUGGAGGACGGGCUGGAUUAUGUGCACACCGACGACAUUAUAUUCAACCGAAACGGCCGCUGGGAGGGGAAGCCAGAAGUCGAGAAGCAGGAUCUUGUGGAGGAGUCUCUGUUUCUGAAGAAAAUCAAAAAGAGAGGGUUUACGCGGAACGGCGCUGCGUGCUUUGGGGUGUUUACAAAAAAAGAGUACCACCCGAAUGAAACCAUAGGAGCCAUUGGGGGCGUGCUGGGAAACAUCAACAUGUACAGAACGGGUGCAGCAACGAAGUCAAAGAGCCCAAGCCGGUGCUUCAUCUUCCGGGAAAGCGGGCAGAUCAUCGACUCGCGAAAAAGCGGAAACCUGGUGCGAUUUAUUCGAAGAUCGUGCAGGCCAAACGUUGCAAUUUCGAUAGAGGCGUGCGAAGAAGGGUGGAAGGCGCGGCCUCCUCUGAAAAAGAACCCGUUUAUUGUCUACCCGGUCCGGGCCAAGCUCUACGCCAUAUCCAAAAUAGAAAACACAGACGAGCUCUUCAUAGGAAACAAGUACUCUUCGUACGCUGGCGAGGCCUGGGCGUCUUCUGAGCUAGGAAUUGGGCCAGACGACCUUGUAGACACAUGCGCAUGCACGUCCAGCUGGAGAUGCCUCUUUGAGGGAACGCCCUUCCUGGAAAAGACCAGAAGCGUAAACAUUACAUCAAAGAUAUCCUCGAUAUUUGUGCAAAUGCAAAAAUACAUGCGCGAGAAAAUACCUUUCCCCAGGUCUGAUAUGGCGUAUGUCCUGAACAGAAAAUGCACAUUCACACAGCACAUUUAG
Molecule: messenger RNA, 915 nt
Organism: Nematocida major
Lineage: Eukaryota; Fungi; Microsporidia
Exons: 1
Coding region: 1-915 (304 amino acids)
Molecular function (GO): protein binding
Source: RefSeq, a predicted model, not a curated record